Molecule: messenger RNA, 255 nt
Organism: Sungouiella intermedia
Lineage: Eukaryota; Fungi; Ascomycota; Pichiomycetes; Serinales; Metschnikowiaceae
Source: the annotation of a GenBank genome assembly
AUGUCUGCCGCUUUGGACAAGUCUUUAGACGACAUCAUCUCCUCCACCAGAAAGGCCAAGAAGGUCGCCAACAAGAAGAAGGCCGUUGGCAAGGGUGUUGGAAAAGUGCAGAAGAAACAGGUUGUUUCUUUCAAGAAAGACAAGCCAGCCACUAAAAAGGCUGCUGCCCCUGCUGUGGACUUGUCUUACGCCACCAAGGUGGUUGCUCAAGGCUUGCCAAGAGACUUGAAGCAGCAAAAUGUUAAGGUAUGUUAG